Molecule: messenger RNA, 796 nt
Organism: Populus trichocarpa (black cottonwood)
Lineage: Eukaryota; Viridiplantae; Streptophyta; Magnoliopsida; Malpighiales; Salicaceae
Product: subtilisin inhibitor CLSI-I
Exons: 2
Coding region: 80-535 (151 amino acids)
Biological process (GO): response to wounding
Molecular function (GO): serine-type endopeptidase inhibitor activity
Source: RefSeq, a predicted model, not a curated record
UUUUUGCUUACAAAUGUUUUGGACGGACUUGACGCCAAAUGGGAGAAUAUAGUGCCUUUGUUUGUUCUGCUCAAAUUUUAUGUCGGGAAAACCGAGUGUUCAAUUGCAUCUAGAAAGUGAAAUAGUGAAACCUUGUUAUGUGAUCUAUAAAUUGGUAUGCUGCUUUCAUUUCAUCGGCACUCUUUUUUUAUCUCAAAUACAAGGAAACCAGCUGUCCCCUCCUGUUCAGAGCUUUGCUAUGACCGAAGAAAAUCAACAGAUCAAGUCCCCUCAAGAACCGCCUGCUGAUCAAGCAGUACCACCCUUGCCAAGAAUGUACGGGUUGGGAUCAAAUCCUGCUGCAAAAACAACAUGGCCUGAGUUAGUUGGCUUCACAGCGGAAGAAGCUGAAAGAAGGAUAAAGGAGGAGAAGCCAGGUGCUCAAAUUCAAGUUGUUCAACCUGACUGCUUUGUGACCAUGGAUUUUCGACAGAAUAGAGUACGAUUACACGUUGACUCAUUAGGCAAAAUCCAGAGAGCUCCUAGAAUUGGUUAAUCUUGCUUCUGUGUUCGAGAAUGUACCGAGUCUAUAAGUCGAUCUUGAAUUGGCUAUGUGGUUUACCUUGUGUUUGUAAUAGGUACGUCAAUUUGCCUGUGAAUGUUGUGUGAUAUCAUUUUCUUCUCUUUUCAUGUCAUUCACUAUGGGUUGUCUUGGAUAAGGCAAAGCACACAAGUCAUAAAAUUUAUAUAUGGGGUCCAAAAUUGUCGGCAUAAUUGUUCAAUAUAUGAUUAUAAGAAGGAAGUCUUGUUUCUUAAA